Messenger RNA from Cuscuta campestris, 2021 nucleotides. NCBI's taxonomy places the organism in Eukaryota, Viridiplantae, Streptophyta, Magnoliopsida, Solanales, Convolvulaceae. The record is from the annotation of a GenBank genome assembly.
GUGCUUAUAAUUAAUUUUUUUUGCAUAGGGUUCAAUGGCUAAUCCAAAAUCGAUGACCUUACAAUUAAUGGUAAUACAACCACUGUGAAAAGUCAAGAUCGAUGGAAUUACAAUUGAUGAUAAUACAACCACUGUGAAAAGUCAAGAUCGAUGGAACAAAGAUGAUGAAGCUGAGAGCGAUGAACUUGAAGAUGCAGACAGUGAUGAGCAUUAAAGCUUUGGACUAUAUCUUCCAUAUCAAUGUGUAUUUUAAUUUAGUUCACUUUGACUGUUUAUACUUUAUCUUGAAACGUACACAAAUGAUGAACUAAUUUUGAGAUGUUGUUUUACUUUCAAAUGGCUGGAGCACAUGUGCCUCCUCCACCACCUCCUGUACCCAUCAUAUCGAUUGAGAAACUCAAGAGGAAUGGGACGCAGAAAAUUUGCAGCGAUCAGAUAGGGAAUCGCCUAUUAGCCAAGCGUUGGAAAGAACGCACUGAUGCCGCCUAUGAUUGGUGGAAGCGAGUAAGUGCCAACAUUCCCGUGCCUGUACCAUGGGAUACCUUCGAUAUACUCUUCAGAGCAGAGUAUGUGCCCGAUCACUACGUCGAGACCAAAUAUGAGGAAUUCUCCAAAUUCACCCAGGGGAAGCUGACUCUCCCUGAGUACCGUCAGCAGUUUGACGGGUUGGCUGAGUUUGGUAAAGACUUAGUCAACACCAUGGAGAAACGCUGCAAGAAGUUCAUCAAGGAUAUGAGACCCGACCUCUCAUCAUCACUCAUAAUAGUUCCCCGAGCCGACAUCAAUGAUGUUUACAAGAAGGCUCUUGAACUGAACGAGGAGCUCAUCAGGAAGGCUGCGUACGAUCAAGCUUUGCUGGAAGAAAGUCGGGCCGUCCAAUCAGGCCCGAAGAUUGGGCAUGUUAACAAGAGAACCUUGUCCGCACCGAGCAACUCUCGUCAUGAUAAGCAAGCGAAAUCUACUCCCUCUGCGUCUGUGACCGUCACUAGUAAGAGUGGGAAGGAGAAAGCGACAUACCGUAAACCUGGAUGCUCACAGUGUGGCCGCAGGCAUGCUGGUGAGUGUUGGCUCACACAGGGUCUUUGCCUCGGGUGUGGUCAGGCAGGUCACUUUCGGAAGGAUUGCCCGACGAACCCAGGCGAGGUUUUCUCCACAGCACCAGGCACGCCGGUUGUUUCAACUGUCCGGCGGGCCGAGCCUACCCAGAGUCAUCGUUCCACGGCUGCUUCUAACCAGCCGAAAAGACCAGCAUCCAGUCAACAGCAAGAACGAGCACCAGCUCGUAUGUAUGCCAUGCAAGGGCGUACAGAUCCGCAGGCUAAUGAUGUUAUCAUGGGAAAGGUAUUCUUAGCCGAUCUCAUUGAACUCCCUCACAAGGAGUUUGACGUUAUACUUGGCAAGGACUGGUUGACAAAACACAAGGCUAUUGUCGAGUGCAAGGAACGAGUGGUGAAACAUCGUACUGAUGAUGGUAACGAAGUGAUCAUUCGGGGAGAACUUCUGCGGAAAGCCCCAGAAUUCAUCUCUUAUAUGCAAGCAAAACGGCUCAUUCACAGGAAAUGUAAAGCAUUCUUGUGCACUGUUAAGGAUAUACAGAAGGAAACACCUAACCAUAAGGACAUAUCUGUGGUUUAUGUCUUUCCUGAUGUAUUUCCUGAAGAACUUCGUUGUCUACCUCCUCCAAGAGAAGUAGAAUUCUCUAUUGAUCUUGUACCUGAUCUAUUUGAGUAUUCUUUUUCAUUCAAUCUUCUGGUCAUCAAGUCUUCUUCUUCAUCAGAUCUGAAGGAGUAAAUCAUGUUUUCGCNGCCAGAUCUGAAAGUUGUAUAUGCUUUCUCCACCGAGAUAGAGGGUUGUCGGCCAGUGGUGUUCAAUUCGUCGAGGAAGAAGACUAAGUGGAGGUCCUGACCAUUGAUUUCUGGUGCUGCCGGUGAUGAGUUGAAGGACAUACGGGAAUUUAGGUAGGUAGACUUGAAUUUGGGUGUUGUCGGGAUUUGGCUGGGACGAACGGUGAUUUGGGUUGG